Protopolystoma xenopodis is the source of this 795-nucleotide messenger RNA. The record is from the annotation of a GenBank genome assembly. NCBI's taxonomy places the organism in Eukaryota, Metazoa, Platyhelminthes, Monogenea, Polystomatidea, Polystomatidae.
AUGCUUUCUCAACUUGGCCAGAAACCAGCAGCAGCAGGCCAGCGAGCCCUGACUCGAAAACACAGACCCACUGCAAAGUUGCCCGGAAUCGGUCUAAGUGGUCCAGGCCAAAGUGCACUUCCAGUGGACCAGGAAUACUUUCGAGCUCCGGCCGCUCAUGGCUCUGGGAAGUCAAGUGAACUGCAAGAAAUUGAAGGUGGACAAGGUUACUCCCAAGUGCGCCGGAAUGAGGACACUGCUGACAUAAGCGAGAUUCCGUCACUGACUACAGACCAAGCUGACGAUGCAUUGGACCUGGCGAACCUACUGACGUCGAAAGCCUAUGAUGAGGACAAUGAUGAAGUGAUAUUCGAUGAUGAAGCCGAUGACGAGGAUGAUGAGGAAUAUGAGCCAGACCUGCAAGAUGUCUUUCCCACGACAAGCGUUGAUGGGCUGGAGCAUAGCAGCAAAUCGAUGAAGGUAAACUUGCGUCAACAAAGGGAGCGCAGCAGCGAGAAAAAGCUGUCGCAUUACGUGUCCCAACGAAUCAGCUUAGUUGGCAUGGAGCAUACCGCAGUAUCAGAGCGAAUUUCUGAACGACCGACCUCGGCUCGCGUCAAAUCACCAGCUCAAUCGAGUACUAUCGAAAUAUUGGAUCUGAUCAGCUGUAGAGAUUCGGAUGACGGCAAGUACAACUUAACAUUUCGCUUAUACACCUCAAAGGUAGUUUUAAUCGUUCAGAGAACGAGCAUGUAUAGGCAAAAUGCACAAAUACUGUGCCACCCAAACUUAAGUCAUUGUCAAUCCAUUCCUUGA